AUGACAACCGUAGAUACUGCACAGAAUCGUGCAACCAUCGGAGAUGAGUUGCUACCUUCUGAUCAGAAGGUGGAACUCGCUAUGAUCGAGGAGAAGAUGGCGGAUCCAGACGUCGAAGGACAACCUGGACAAUUUGUAUCCAACAGGAAGUGGCAAUUUUCUGAUCUGUACAAGCGUUCGGAUAUGAUCAACUUCUACCGGGAAGCUCUUGAGAAGUAUGGUAACGACGAAGCAUUGACCCCUGAAAUGGACCGCGCCGUUAGACGAAAGAUCGAUAUGAUUGUUCUGCCAUGCUUGGGUAUUUGCUAUCUGUUCUACUAUGUGGAUAAGACCACUCUGUCUUACGCAGCUAUCUUUGGAAUCAAGGAUCACAAAAUCGGUCUUGGACUAUCCGGCUCCAAAUAUUCCUGGCUUUCUAGUAUUUUCUACUUUGGAUGGCUCGCAUGGUCCAUUCCCAGCAAUCUGAUCAUGCAAAAGGUCCCUUUUGUAUCGUACCUAUCUAUCAACAUCAUGCUAUGGGGGGUAUUCCUGAUGGCUCAAGCUGCCGCCAAGAACUUCGCGGAACUCGCUGUGCUGAGGGUUUUGUCGGGCGCUUUCGAAUCUAUCGCCGAUCCUGCUUUCAUGUUGAUCACCACAAUGUGGUACAAAUCGUCAGAACAGCCGAGUCGCAUAAGCGCAUGGUACGCCUUCAACGGUGUCGGAGUGGGUGCCGGUGGCUUGAUCGGAUAUGGAAUUGGUCAUAUCAAAGGGUCGCUGGCCAGUUGGCGAUACGAAUUUCUGAUUGUUGGAGCGGUGUGCUCAGCUUGGGCUUUGGCACUGAUCAUUUUGAUUCCCAACACACAUGCAUCUGCGUGGUGGUUGACCCGUGAAGAGCGACUGAUUGCUGUCGCUCGUAUUCGGCACAACCAGACUGGUACAACCGACCGUACUUGGAAAAUGGACCAGAUCAGAGAGUGUCUUACGGAUGUCAAGACUUGGUUGUUCUUUUUCAUCGGUUUCCUUGGCGCUAUCCCCAAUGGCGGUAUCUCCAACUUUUCGACCCUGGUUAUUCAAGGAUUGGGAUUCGAUCGACUUCACACAUCGCUCCUGGGUCUGCCCCAAGGUGCUUUGGUGGUCAUCUGGAUAGCUGCAGGUGCUAUUUUGAACAGCAAACUGCCCCCUAAUAAUCGAACAACCGUCUGCAUGCUGUUUAUGCUCCCAACCAUCGCUGGAACGCUUGGAUUCUUACUCGCGCCCACGAACGCCUAUGUCGGACGGUUGAUCUGUUUUUAUCUCACCGGAUCGUAUCAAACCAGUUUCGUUAUCUGCUUGUCGCUCAUCACUUCAAAUACCGCUGGUCAGACCAAGAAGAUGCUUACUAACGCUAUGAUCUGGUUCGGAUCAUGUAUCGGAUCUAUAGCAUCGCCCUUCUUCUACAAAGCAGAACAAGCACCGACUUAUAAAGAAGGUAUCGGAAGUAUGUUAGCCUCGAAUAUCCUCGAAGCCUUGUGUUUCCUCGCGUUGCGAAUUUACUUGAAACGCCUCAACCGACAACGUGAAUCACAAAGACAAGAGGAGGCUCCAGCCAUCAACGAAACAGCCUUCGCUGAUCUGACAGAUAAGCAGAAUCUUAACUUUCAUUACGUCUACUAA
This is a messenger RNA of Kwoniella mangroviensis CBS 8507, 1632 nucleotides long. RefSeq lists its product as uncharacterized. Gene Ontology annotation, cellular component: membrane. Gene Ontology annotation, biological process: transmembrane transport. The transcript has 11 exons. NCBI's taxonomy places the organism in Eukaryota, Fungi, Basidiomycota, Tremellomycetes, Tremellales, Cryptococcaceae. Gene Ontology annotation, molecular function: transmembrane transporter activity. The coding region runs from base 1 to 1632 and encodes 543 amino acids. The record is from RefSeq and is a predicted model, not a curated record.